Molecule: messenger RNA, 378 nt
Organism: Colletotrichum paranaense
Lineage: Eukaryota; Fungi; Ascomycota; Sordariomycetes; Glomerellales; Glomerellaceae
Exons: 1
Coding region: 1-378 (125 amino acids)
Source: RefSeq, a predicted model, not a curated record
AUGCAGAGACCCAAAGUCAAACCCUUUCUGUCCAUUAUGCAUUCCUUUCGAGACGGAAGUCGCCAGCAGGCAAUCUACCAUUCCUGCGAGAGCCGUCGAGGCCAUGCAGCAUCCGAUACCCACCGACCCGUCCACAACACACCGGGCCACAUUCGGUGUCUUACCGGGACUCUGAUUGGCCCCGGGCGCAACUGUCACCAAGUAUGCAUAUCACACGAGGGAUGGCCCCUAGGCGAGGAAUGUCUGAGAAUUGCAGGGGAUGGUCUGGUUGUCAUAAUCAGCCACCCGGGUGGACCAGAACUCAAGACGAGACCUCGAGUAUGGAGAGACCAAGACAAGGUGCUGCAUAUUUGUGCUCCUGUUGUUGUCCGCCGUUGA